AUGAUAUCUGUGAAAACGGUCCCUUUGAAAAGAACUGGAGAUGCAUCUACGUCAUCAUGUACGUCAAUUCCGUCUUCACCAGUCAAAAAGAUCCGCAUCGAGACGGCUGUGACUCCAGAAACAAAGUCGGUGGUUUUUUUCUUCAACCCACCAGACGAGAAGCUUCUGGCGAAGCUCGUUGACCGUCUCCACGCGUCUGAUUGGACACUGACUGCUGUUUCUGGGUACAUUCCUACCUGUGUUUCACGUGACCGGGUUAGGCUUAUCAAGGAUAAUGGUCAGAUCGCCAGGCGGUAUCGGUUGUUAGAUCCACUUGGAGGUGGUGUCUAUCCUUUGAGCACCAUAAUUGUACAGAGGGGUGAUCACAAAGAUGUAAUGAGUUUACGAUUUGAUCCGGCUUUGCGGUUCAAGACCAACGAUGAAAUUUUAAACGAGGUAAUGAAAGUGAUGAAGUAA
Molecule: messenger RNA, 456 nt
Organism: Kuraishia capsulata CBS 1993
Lineage: Eukaryota; Fungi; Ascomycota; Pichiomycetes; Pichiales; Pichiaceae
Exons: 1
Coding region: 1-456 (151 amino acids)
Source: RefSeq, a predicted model, not a curated record